Molecule: messenger RNA, 3664 nt
Organism: Stegodyphus dumicola
Lineage: Eukaryota; Metazoa; Arthropoda; Arachnida; Araneae; Eresidae
Biological process (GO): regulation of transcription by RNA polymerase II
Cellular component (GO): chromatin; histone deacetylase complex
Molecular function (GO): transcription coregulator activity; chromatin DNA binding; histone H3K9 demethylase activity
Source: RefSeq, a predicted model, not a curated record
AUGACUGUGCUCCUCGUAUUAAUUUACGUUUAUAGUGAAAGCUUGACUAUCCAGAAAGCUCAGAAAAUGCCAGUAUUGCGUUUUUUGGAAAAGAAUGCUAGUGGCUCCAUUUUUGUCGUAAUUUUGAAAAUUGAUCCAAUAGCCGAAUCUGAAGCGUCUGUAUACAGUGCUAGAGUUUUCAGGCUUCGCUAUGGAAAAAAUGGUACAAUUUUAAGUGCUGGUUUUUCGGAACCUUCUGAUGCAACUGAAGGUGAUCUGAAGUUGUGGUUUCCUCCUGUAGAAUCUCCUCCUCUAGAUAUUGAAAUUGAAACUUCAAAAUUCCUUCUAACUCAUAUAGGAGAUCAGUUUUGUGAUCUGGUUGAAAUGGAAAGAGAAGCUCAAAAAUUGCAUAUGUCAGCUGAUGGAACUAUUACAUGGAAAAGAGUUGUUCAAGGUGUUCGUGAGAUGUGUGAUGUUUGUGAAACAACAUUGUUCAAUAUUCACUGGGUGUGUCACAAAUGUGGAUUUGUUGUAUGCAUUGAUUGCUAUAAAUCAAGAAAGAAUGGUCUUUCAAAAGAUGAGUUGUCAACUAAAGAUCGGGAUGAUUAUCAAUGGCUGUUGUGCACAAAUAGACAGCCUCAUGAGCAAGAGAAGCUAAUGCUUACACAAAUUAUUGCUGGUACAGCAUUGUGGGAUGUUGGCAAAACAUUACAUGAAAUACGUCGAAAAUGGAACAUUCCUACAUAUUGUAACUGUGUAAAUAAAGACUGUGAUCAAGAUGGUAGGAGUUCAUCAAAUGGCAUAUGCAAGCUAAUGAGUGCUGUAACUAAGUGUUUCUCAUCUGAUAAAGAUUCUUCCCGAGAAGCAAAUGGUUCUUCCGAUUCAUCUCGCUUAAGUAGACGCUCAGGAAAGAGCUCUGUGAAUGGUUUGAUCAAGCAUGAAGAUGGAGUAGGAGGUUACAGCUCUGAAAGUGGAGGAUCGCCUUUAAGUUGGCUGGCUGAUGUAGCUCUUAAUUCUUCAACAAAAGACUCUAGUGAACAGAAAGAUGAUGAUGAUAAAUUAUCAGAAGAUCAAGAAAGUAAUGCAGAUGCAUCAUUAGAAAGUGAUGAUGACAGAAGUGAAAAUUUUUCUACCCUAAGAGAACUUCUUAUCCGCCCAACUGGGAAAAUGGGAGGAAAGAGUAGUGGUAGUUCAUCUAGUUCCCAAAAAACUUUAACUAGUACCUUAGAUGAAGUUAUAUCUUGUGUCAUAGAGGAAAAAGUUCGAAAAUCUGACAAAAAGUGUAAAGAAAAACAACUGCUUCAUUUCACUCGGCGUUACCAAAUGUCUAGAUCUGGUAGAGAGUUGCCUCCAAUUCGAACGUGUAUUCUUGCAGAGAGUUCACUUUUGUAUCCUGAAAUACCCCAUAUUUGGCUUGGAAGUGGUAAAAUAUUACUUUUAAAAGAUCCAUACCAUUCAGGAAACUUACAAAUGUUUCAAGAGCAAUGGAAGAGAGGCCAGCCUGUUAUUGUUGCUGAUGUUGGCAAGAAUUUAGAUCCAUCUUUGUGGACUCCCGAGAGCUUUAUAAAAGAAUUUGGAGAUGUAAAAAGCGAUUUUUUAAAUUGUUUGGGUGGAACGUUGCUGCAGAAUCAACCAAUGAAAAAAUUCUGGGAAGGUUUUGAAAAUUUUAACAAACGAAUGAAGAAUGAAGAUGGUGAAGCUUUGGUUCUGAAGUUAAUAGAUUGGCCUCCUAAUGAAGAGUUUUCUGAAGUUAUGCCUUCUAGAUACGAUGAUUUGAUGAAAAUUCUUCCACUUCCUCAAUAUACUGGUCGAGAAGGAGUACUUAAUAUGGCAAGUCGUCUUCCUGAAAGUUUUGUCCAGCCUGAUUUAGGUCCUAGAAUGUACAGUGCAUAUGGUAUAAGUUCCUCUCUUGGUAAAGGCUCCACAAAUCUCCAUCUUGAUGUCAGUGAUGCUGUAAAUAUUCUAGUAUAUGUUGCUACUGGUCGUGAUGGGAAGGAAGAAAAUACUGCCGAAACUCUAAAAGCACUUGAUGAGAGUGGGUGUGAUAGCCUCAUGAAGAAGCGUGUUAAGGAAAAAGGCUUGAAACCUGGUGCAAUUUGGCAUGUCUACAAUGCAAGAGAUGCUGAUAAAAUAAGAGAUUUUUUAAAUAAGGUGUCUGAGGAACAAGGUGUUAAACUGAACCCUCAUCACGAUCCUAUUCACAACCAAGAGUGGUAUUUAGAUGAAAAGCUGAGGAACAGGCUAUUUAAAGAGUACUCUGUUGAAGCAUACACAAUUGCACAGUGUCUUGGUGAUGCAAUUUUCAUUCCUGCAGGGUCUCCUCAUCAAGUCUUGAAUGUAAAUAGCUGCAUGAAAGUAUCGGAAGAUUUUGUUUCUCCAGAGAGUGUGGGACAUAGUUUUUUCCUUACACAAGAAAUUCGUAAUUUAUCAGAUAGUUCAGUGAAUAAUGAAGAUAAACUUCAAAUUAAGAACAUUAUUUAUCAUGCAGUCAAAGAUGCAUUGGCACUGUUGCAGUCACACGAUCCUGAAGAUUCAAAGACAUGAAAUUAUGUAAAAUUUUAUAAAUAUAUUUUGCAUUACAAAUGAAGAAUGUGAUAAUGACUAGUGAUCAGAACCACAUGUUUUUUGAUCAUUUGUCUCUUACAUUCUGAUGUCAUCUCCUAUGGAGAUGAAUUAUGAAAAAAAAGGUUCCUUCCUCAGCUUUUGAAAGUGCUUGAAAUGGAGCAUAUUUUCCUGAGUAAGAAGGAAGCAUUUCAGCAAUUAGAAAAUCAGGUGGAUAGUUGUGAGUGAUAAGUUAUAUAAGAUUUGGCCUUGGUGUUCUGUUUACCUCAGCAUAUGUCAUUAUUUAAAGCAGCCUUCAAAUGUUCACUGUUUCAAUGGUAUUAUUUGAAAAAUUAAUUCUACAGAUAAUGCCUUUUGAAACAGAAGUAUUUUAUACAUGUUGCAUGUAUGACCUUGUCUGUGGGUGUGUUUUUUGUAUAUUUGUGCAUACAUAUUUAUACAUUGUAGACGCACACACUAUGCAUGGUAAAAAUUAUAUCCCUUGUUACUUCAGUUAAAGAGAUAUUUUUACAAAAUAUCGAAAUUGUUGAAACUUCAGUUGCAGAAUCUAAUUAUGUUAAGCCUAACAUAUUUGACGAAAUUUCAGAAUUGUCCAGAACUCUGCAUUUUUUGUUUGAAAGGUGCUUAGUAUGAAAUGUGUUAUAUCAUCUUAAAAAAUUUAGGAUAAAAAAUGGACAUUUGUGUUAUUAGUAAAUUCGUUGUUGUAAAAUAUAAAAACUUCAAACAAUAUUUGUUUUGGGGCCAUAUUGUUUUGAUUAGUUCUGGAAAAGUAUAUGUGGAUUAGUGUUACUAAAGUGCAAUCAUUUAUUGUGAGGCACCUGGUAGAUGAAUUCAUACAGGUGUUUUGUAUCAUUAGAUUGCAGAUUAAUGGUAAAAUGGAUUCCAGCUAGAUUUGUUUGCAUCUAUUAAUGCAUUAAUUUUGUGCAAAAAUGACUAUUUCUCAUUAGCAUCAUUUUAGUUCAUUGUGUAUAUAUUUUAUAGCGAUAUUUUUAUAAUGGAAAUGUUUUCUGUACAAAUAUGUGUAUGUCCUGACUUAUACUAUAUUAUAUAUAUAUAUAUUUAUAUAUAUAUAUAUAUAUAUAGUAGUGCUGAUUCAUAUUAAAGUGCCCAUGUUGAUAACUGG